Molecule: messenger RNA, 1313 nt
Organism: Durotheca rogersii
Lineage: Eukaryota; Fungi; Ascomycota; Sordariomycetes; Xylariales; Xylariaceae
Product: ribosome biogenesis protein SLX9-domain-containing protein
Exons: 3
Coding region: 200-802 (200 amino acids)
Biological process (GO): maturation of SSU-rRNA from tricistronic rRNA transcript (SSU-rRNA, 5.8S rRNA, LSU-rRNA)
Cellular component (GO): preribosome, small subunit precursor; 90S preribosome; nucleolus
Source: RefSeq, a predicted model, not a curated record
AUUGUGCAGCAACUGGCUUUAGGUACGGUCCCACUAGAUUUUUGCUCGCCCACCUCUUAGAUGUUAGGUGGGUAGCUGCAAUUUAUACUACGAAAAUCCCAGAUAUCCAACUCGCGACCUCCGACGGGCUUUCCAUCUCGACCUCCACAGACUGCUUCUAGUUCCUCUGCUAUCUUGGGCGAGGAAAUUUGCGGUCAUCAUGGCCCCGGUGGCUCCCUCCAAGCGACGGUCGCUCCGCGCAAAGCUCACCGCCCGGUCGAAUUCGGAGCCAUACGCGCCACGCAAGGCGCCGCGUCCUGGCGCCGCCGAGACAAGCGACUCGUUCAUAAAUUCGAAGCGGGACAAGCGGCUCAUCAAGCACUCGGCCUUCAUAUCGCGCAUCGAGAAGGCGCAUAGCAGGGCGCCGAAGCGGCGGCGGCCCGGCAAGAAGCUCGUGGCCAACCUCGACUCGCUCGCCGAGGCGCUGCCGGACCUGCUGGCCGACGGCGAGACCGAGGAGGGCCUGCGGCAGCUCCGCGAGGGCAAGAUCCGGCACAAGAGCCUCCGGUCCCGGAGAGGCGCGCUCAAGAGGAAGGAGAGGAUCGUCAAGGGCGAGGUCGAGAGGUUCGGCGUCAGCCUCGCGAGGCUCAGCGCCGUCGCCUCUCAGGGUGCGAAAGCUGGGAAGAGCGGCCCGGGAGAGGAGGGCGAGGCACCGACAUCGGCGGCAGAAUCGGCUCCGGCCUCGACGGCAAACCGGUGGGCAGCGCUGAGAGGCUUCAUCUCGGCGACUAUGGAACAGAACCCCGCUUUCGUUGCGAAAUAGAGUCGCAAGCACAGCAAAGAGCAGAAAGGAGCCAUAAACGCAAGCAAGUCCUGGGUCGUCGAAAGAACUAGAGGAAUCUAGGUUAGGAUAAGACGUACCUCCACAGCGAUGCCUUAAGCCGCGCGCUCUAGGUUAACAAGACUAGAUCCGCGGCACGGUCGGAGUAGGGGCUCUGUGGUUUGGGGUUAUGUAUCUUGGCCGACCUUAAUGGUCUCUCCUGGUUGACGUGGCACGACACGAUUCCUUCCUGCAAUGGCCGCAGGCAGCGGGACUACUUCUGUAGAGCAAUCCCAUGUCUCACAUAUAGACGGUUUGUCUCUGUGGCCGAGAAGUUAAGGGGAUGCCUGUGGUUGCGGCCCAUUUCUAGGGGACCUGGAACACGUCGACCCUCCCUUUACGGGAUGCAAGGCGGGAGGGAAGAGUAAGUCUACAGCUGUCCUUACUCGGGCAUCUUACAGGUACCUACCGAGGUAGAUAUCUAGCAAAAAUGAGUAUUCAGGUACACAAUGGC